CGCAUUCAUGAAACUGUCACUGUUGAAAACAAGGGGCUGACCAUUUCCAAGAUGAUGAACGACACUGAGCUGGCGUCGUUGCGAAACAGGUUCAAGGCAAAUGCAGAGUUGUUGAUGCAAACGACGCCAUCUCCCGAUGAAGAAGAAACGAGUAAGGAUAAAAAGGAUUUCCAACCUCUCCCUCGAAUUAACAGACACUCAGUUUUCUGGAUUUGUGCAUCUGUUAUUGUGACAUAUUAUGUGGAUUUCUUCCAAAACAUCUUGGAGAACGAGGAAAUUAAGAGUUGGUGGUUCAACGUGGGGCUUCUGCUCCUGGGCAUCUGUCUGACACUGGCUUUGUUUUGCAUUGUGUACCUGGAGUGGUACAAAGGCAUCCAGCACUAUGACCAAGUGUACCCCGCUAUCCCUCCCAUUACCACUGCAGCCUUCAUUGCAGCGUCUUGCAGCUUCAAUUUCGCCCUGUGGCCGGUGUGGUCGUUCUUCACUCCACUGAUCCUCUUCACUCAGUUCAUGGGAGUGGUCAUGUUAAUCUCUUUACUUGGAUAAGUGUGACUGAUUUUCUGCCUCACACGCUGCAUCUCUGCCAGUGAGAACACCACUAACCAGGGGCACCAAACACAUGAAAGAACACUGAUCAAAGUGUGCCUGCCAGGUUGUCUUUUACGCUAUAUGUUUUUGAGCUCUUGUUAGCACUUGUUUGCUCAGUUUUAGUGCGUCACAUUGCUGCUCCAAACCUCCAAUGCAGAAGGACAGUGUCGAAGGAAGGAGGAGACGUUUGAAAACUGUUGGUUCUGUGCACUGGGAAUCAACCACUGAGAAAAGGAGUAUGUGCAGUGUGAGUUUGUCCAUGAAACCCCUUUGAACCAUUGAUAAACGUUUGUAGCUUCUAAAACCAAACAUUUGGUCUCAUUUCCACUGUUCUGGGGUUUGAUUGACUGACAUGACAUGGUGUGACAGAUCAGAUCAGGGCUGAGAAAUAGAUCAUAUAAUGGAUUUUGACAGGUGGGAGAACAAAAUCUAAAUAAACUGGGAGAAAUGAAUAAUGAAAAUAUUGUUUAUGAAUUGGUAAAUGUCUCGAGUUCUCCCUAAAAUGCCAUUAUUUUGGUCCCAGGCUGCUGAUGGCUAAAUCACAUCUCAAAUAAAGCAACAAAAUUGCCAUUCAAAUGUAAUUUUUGUUGUUAUCUGCUCACAGAUUGUAAUUGUGGAGAACUUUGGACGAUGUUCUCAGUAUUUAUUAUUCAUUUUCAUGAGAGGAAUCUGUCCCACAGCACACAUUCUUGCAAGGUCAAAAAGAAUGAAUGAACGAAAACAUGACAGAUCUGCAUCUGUUUUUCACAAUUUCUUAACUUUGUUACCCCUGUUUGAAUGUCUCUCUUUAGUGCCGAAAUAAUCUAGAUAAAACUUCAUCAACUUUGUCCACUUUGUCCUCUUGUAAGUUCUUAGCUUUUGACAUCCUAGAACAGUUUUAACCCUGACUUGCACAUAUGAUACAUGUGACACAGGUUUUCAUGUUAGAUUUUUUUUUCUGGAACAACCCAUAAAUAAUUGGACUCUAUAUGACUCAGACCCGGAGGCCACAUGUCACCUGGCCCUCUGCCUGUAUUAAUGUGGCCCUUCAUUAAUUGCUAUUAAUGUUAUUAUUUUCACAUAUUUAUCCUCUAUUUUUUCUGUCGUUUAUGUUGCUUAUUAUUCUUUAACGUCACUUAAUGACAAAUACUUUGAAAACCAAAACUUCCAGACGUUCACAGUGUGAAAUGUGGCCCCACACGAGAAUGAAUGCCUCGCCGCU
This is a messenger RNA of Synchiropus splendidus (mandarinfish), 1789 nucleotides long. RefSeq names its product transmembrane protein 128 (gene tmem128). NCBI's taxonomy places the organism in Eukaryota, Metazoa, Chordata, Actinopteri, Syngnathiformes, Callionymidae. The transcript has 5 exons. The record is from RefSeq and is a predicted model, not a curated record. Bases 52 to 546 code for a protein of 164 amino acids.